AAAACCUCUGGCAAGAUGAUCAAAUCCUUCAAGCAAACGUUUCUGUCCCUGGAUCUGCAGUCCCCUCGGUGGAGCUCAGCAGAGACGAUGGCAAAGGAUUAUGAACUGCGUCAGUACGAGACAGCAAAGUGGGUCAGCACAGUCAUUAGGGGAGAAACCCAGAAGGAGGCAAUGCGCCAGGGCUUCUGGAAACUCUUCCACUACAUCCAAGGGAAGAAUGAGAAAGAAAUGAAGAUUGAUAUGACUGUGCCAGUGACAUGCCUGAUAAAAUCCGGCUGCACAGACUUCAAGAUCUCUUUCUUUGUGCCAUUUGAACAUCAGGACUCCCCACCACAGCCCACAGACUCAGAUGUGUUUACUGAAGAACGGAAGGCAGCAGCCAUCUUUGUCCGGUCCUUUGGUGGAUUUGCCUCCCCAGAGAAAUAUGCUGAGGAAGCUGAAGUCUUGGCCAGAAUCUUAAGAAACAGAGGCCAACCAUUCCAUGAAGACUUCUUCUAUACUGCAGGCUAUGACAGUCCCUUCAAGCUCUUUAACAGGCACAAUGAAGUGUGGUAUUUUAAAAAGUAAUAUGGUGGGGGGGAAUAUUAAGAGGCUACUAAUCAGCUCUGGAUGAAAACAGACCUUAUUAAUGGCUUUCGCUUUAGUGCAGAAGAGAUUUAAUUUGCACGUGGACACAGGAUCAUGUCUAAUUUGAAUUCAAGUAGAUUGUGCCAGGUGGAGUGGGAGGGAGGUAUGACAAGCCUAUUCCUCUUACUGAAAGGUUCUAGGGAACACUAAUAAUCUGAAAAUAUUCCUGCAGAAUAGUUUGGAUGUCCAGUUUUACUUCUCAUUAGAAGUGCUACAGCAAUAGCUCAAGUGUUAUGGAGAAUGAGUUCAUAGAGCCGACUUUUCCCAUAUUGAUAUCACUCCUGAGACAACAGAAAGAUGGGGGAAAUCAAAUUAAUUUUUCAAAGAAACCUACCAUUAAUGAGUUUUGGGAAGCAGCAAUACCUUAGCAGGCCCUAGUGCCUCAUAAGCAGUAGUAUAUUUUUUUAAAAUAGUACUAUCAAAAUCCCCCACCUCACCGCUUAGCUGUUUUUUCCUCAUGGAGGCUGGAUGCUGUUUUGCUCCAGACUAACGCCAGUGACGAGAUCAGACUAAGAGUCCAGUGGAAAAGGGUUAACAGUGUCCAAGCCGUACGCUUAUUCUGUGCACAUCAUCUGCGCCUGAACAUGUAAUACCAGACUUACUGGUGGCCUGUAAUUUUAGGAGCAAAUACACAAGUAGUAGUGUUUAGCUCUCACCUACAAAACACUAAUUACUACAAUUAUUUAGCUUCGUCCAAAUCUUGGUAUUGGUCAGGUCAACUGCAGUCUGCACACUAGCAAUAUCUGACACCUAAGUUAAGACAUCUGCAGGACUAGCAUUUAAACUAGUUUAAUCCCUGCUCUAAAUCAAGCAUUUGAAGCUUUUAUAAAGUAGCCUAGAGCUGUUUUACAGCAAGUUGUUCCAAGUCAGAAAGCAGUUCACAACAACAGGUAGAAUCUACACAUUUUUAUUGGUUCCAAUCAGUAUCAGGCAAACAUUACCAGUGUGGUAAAAAAAAAUCUUGGCUUUUUUAAUGCUGUUCAUGCAAGUGUAACCCAUUACUCUGCAAUGUUCCACCUAUUAAGACAGACAUAAGAACCAUUAUAAGGCACCAAACCAGCACAAGAAGUUUGCUGGGAACAACUCAGACCUUAGAUUUUCAUCUCUGUUCAGAGAGAGAGUUCAGGCUAAGGUUAUCAUCAUUUGUUCCAGCAAAUAAAUUUCAUUACUACAGGUACACUCACCUUCUCAGUUCUUCAUACAGUAGUUUCAAAAUUGCCUCCUCACCUAGAGGAAGAAAACACAAUUAACAUAGGCAGUAGAACAACUGCUAAACGCUCCACAGCAGCUUUGUAACCUCAGAGAAAAGUGGAACGGAAAUUGUAAUAUCACAGUAAUUCAUUUGGCAGAAUCAAAUUUCAUCAGUGGCUACAAAUAUUCCCAGGAGUUUAACAGAAUUCAUUUGCUGUGUGGUCUUACCCAAUGAGGUUGCAGACAGCACAGUCCUUUCCUGAGAAAAAGAGAAGUUGUUUCAGAAAAACAGACAUGACCAUAUGCAAGUUUAAUUAUUUAUCUAUGAAAUUCUAUUCACCAAACUAAUUUUACCUACAAGGAGGCUGCAUUUCAGCUGGCAACUGACAAGUUCAACUUACAACACCCAAAUAGGAUAUACAAAGCUUGCAAAUCCUAACUGAAUUGGCAAUACAGAAUUACUAACAUUGGAAGAGUCGGUGAAAAGUACAAAGCUACUACUGGCUUUGUGAUACUGUCUCUCCCCAACAGAAAGUUGUAUUCAAUGAGUUUUGAUAUCUAAAAUACAAGUCCCAUAGAAGUCAUCUUGAAAAUCUAUCCUUAAAAGUAAGAAUCAGUCUGUUGUAAGAAACAAGUUUGUACAGCAAUCAUCUAGAACUUGAUCCUAAAUUUGUGGACAGCCAACAUAACCAAGAUUAGCAAAAAUUACUGAGUAGUGACAACCACAGCAUAUAGGGUUGGUGUUUUGGUUUUUUUUUCUUUUUAAUAGCCAGGUACAUCAGAUAUGAGUUGCGAUAGGAGUUAUGUUUGCUGCUGGGCAUUCUGCUGUACUACGUUAUCAACGCUGUAUUGGCUAAGUGGUCUCCACUGAUUCAGCUCCUUCACUGUUUCCACUGUGUGAAGACAUCCAGCAAUAAAAGCCCAGUUUUUAAAGUCA
Gymnogyps californianus (California condor) is the source of this 2755-nucleotide messenger RNA. RefSeq names its product heme binding protein 2 (gene HEBP2). NCBI's taxonomy places the organism in Eukaryota, Metazoa, Chordata, Aves, Accipitriformes, Cathartidae. The transcript has 5 exons. The record is from RefSeq and is a predicted model, not a curated record. The coding region runs from base 16 to 567 and encodes 183 amino acids. Gene Ontology annotation, cellular component: cytoplasm.